This is a messenger RNA of Meloidogyne enterolobii, 244 nucleotides long. The record is from the annotation of a GenBank genome assembly. Lineage: Eukaryota; Metazoa; Nematoda; Chromadorea; Rhabditida; Meloidogynidae.
UAACAGAAGAAGAAUGAGACGACUUUCUGAGUUAAUUUCUGGAUGGGAUAGACCAACACAUCCCUCUAUAGGCCAAAUGAUUCAAUUUGCAAGAAGAGAUUCUGUUUAUAUGGCCAGAAAAAAAUUGGCUGGAUUGAAGGAUUGGGCACUUGAUUUAAUCGCAAAAUUGAGAUCAAAACAAGGAUUAGCCAUUAGACGGGAAACUCGUGCGACAAAACUGGUAGCUACUGUGAUGGGUAUGUAA